UCAACCGGGUUACGCUAGUGGGUCAAUUUCUCUCAUUUUCGACUCACUGGCGCACUCCAAAAAACACUCCUAAAAAUCUUCUUAGUAUUUAAAAAAACACCCCAACAACACAAACCUCCACAAAAACACCAUGAAAUGCUUAAGCAAAUUUGGCAUCAUACUCACUUUAGUAUUGUCCUUUCUCCUUUUAGCUCUUCUAGCCGAACUCCUUUACCUCUUAUGGCGUCGCCGACAACAAUUCCGCCACAAAAUCAGUCGAAUUAAACCCACAACCACCACUACGACACCAACAAUUGUUCCCAAUUCUCACUCUCAAAUCUUCAAAUUGGAGGGAAUUUAUGAACUUCCUUCAAGGGUUUUAUUCACCAUUAAAGAAGAAGAAAAAGAAGGUAUUGAAAUUGAUGAAAUUACUUCUGUUUUAGCGGAAAAUAAAAAAUCAAUCGUUGGUGAUAAUUAUGAACAUCUUGGUGACUCGUCCGAGGUUAUUAUUAUGGUGAGUGACUCCGAUUUCGGCGUCGAACCGCCUUUUUUAACUCCUUGUACAUCUCCUCCUUUCUUUACUCCGGCAGCCUCUCCGACGAGAGAACAUAGUUAGACCAGUUAGAUAUUAUUAACGAUCACCGAUAAUGUGUAAAAUAGUCGUUAAUUAGUAUGUUUAUUCGUGUACCCGGUGAGAAUCAAAUUUAUGUUAUAAAGAUUAAAAGGAUCAAUUCAUAAUCCUCGAAUUUUCAUUACUUUU
Messenger RNA from Amaranthus tricolor (Joseph's coat), 739 nucleotides. RefSeq lists its product as uncharacterized. The record is from RefSeq and is a predicted model, not a curated record. NCBI's taxonomy places the organism in Eukaryota, Viridiplantae, Streptophyta, Magnoliopsida, Caryophyllales, Amaranthaceae. The coding region runs from base 131 to 595 and encodes 154 amino acids. The transcript has a single exon.